UCUGCCAGCGCUCCGGCACCACCUCGGGCCGGCGGUUCUCCGCGGGAGGGAGUGAGGUGGCGGGCGGCCGGGCGGGCGGCUGACGGGGGCGGCGGGGACAGCGGCGGGGCGGCCGGCGGCCCUGCGCGCUCGGCGGCGGCGUCUGGUCUCCAUGGGGUCUGCCCGCGGCGCCCGUGCGCUCUAAGGUGGACAGCAGAUUGUGCGUUUGUCAGGACAUUUUCACUGCUGCAGCAAGGGCACGCACAUCUUUCAGUGGGACUUGGAAUUCCUAGAGAAUUGCCUUUGUGAAAAGCUGGCAUAAUUUCUUUAAAUUUCAUCUCUUAGUUUCCCUUUUUGUUGUUUCAGAAAGAUAUCAAGGAACCAUGAACAACUUUAGUAAUGAAGAGUUUGACUGCCAUUUCCUGGAUGAAGGCUUUACUGCCAAGGACAUUCUGGACCAAAAAAUUAAUGAAGUUUCUUCUUCUGACGAUAAGGAUGCCUUCUAUGUUGCGGACCUGGGAGACAUCCUGAAGAAACAUCUGAGAUGGUUUAAAGCUCUUCCUCGGGUCACCCCCUUUUAUGCAGUCAAAUGCAAUGAUAGCAGAACCAUAGUGAAGACCCUAGCUGCCAUAGGGACAGGAUUUGACUGUGCCAGCAAGACUGAAAUCCAGUUGGUGCAGAGUCUCGGGGUGCCUCCAGAGAGGAUUAUCUAUGCAAAUCCUUGUAAACAAGUGUCUCAGAUUAAAUACGCUGCCAAUAAUGGAGUCCAGAUGAUGACUUUUGAUAGUGAAGUUGAGUUGAUGAAAGUUGCCAGGGCACAUCCAAAGGCCAAGUUGGUUUUGCGGAUUGCCACUGAUGAUUCCAAAGCAGUCUGUCGCCUCAGUGUCAAAUUUGGUGCCACACUCAAAACCAGCAGGCUUCUUUUGGAACGGGCGAAAGAGCUGGAUAUUGAUGUCAUUGGUGUCAGCUUCCAUGUGGGAAGUGGUUGUACUGAUCCGGAGACCUUCGUGCAGGCCAUCUCUGAUGCCCGCUGUGUCUUUGACAUGGGAGCUGAGGUUGGUUUCAACAUGUAUCUGCUUGAUAUCGGUGGUGGCUUUCCCGGAUCUGAGGAUGUAAAGCUUAAAUUUGAAGAGAUUACCAGUGUAAUCAACCCGGCGUUGGACAAGUAUUUUCCAUCGGACUCUGGAGUUAGGAUCAUAGCUGAGCCAGGCAGAUACUAUGUUGCAUCAGCUUUCACACUAGCAGUUAAUAUCAUUGCCAAAAAACGCGUAUUAAAGGAACAGACAGGCUCUGAUGAUGAAGAUGAGUCAAGUGAACAGACGUUUAUGUAUUACGUGAACGAUGGAGUGUAUGGAUCUUUCAACUGCAUCCUCUACGAUCACGCGCACGUGAAGCCUCUUCUGCAGAAGAGACCCAAACCAGAUGAGAAGUAUUAUUCGUCCAGCAUCUGGGGACCGACCUGUGAUGGCCUGGAUCGCAUUGUUGAGCGCUGUAACUUGCCCGAGAUGCAUGUGGGCGAUUGGAUGCUCUUUGAAAACAUGGGUGCUUACACUGUCGCUGCUGCUUCUACUUUCAAUGGAUUCCAGAGACCAACCAUCUACUAUGUGAUGUCAGGGCCAACAUGGCAACUGAUGCAGCAAAUCCAGAACCACGACUUCCCCCCCGGCGUAGAGGAGCAGGACAUCGGCACCCUGCCUGUGUCCUGUGCUUGGGAGAGUGGAAUGAAACGGCACCCAGCAGCCUGUGCUUCAGCUCGUAUUAAUGUGUAGAUACCAUUCUUGUAGCUGUUAACUGCGAGUUUAGCUUGAUUUAAGGGUUUGGGGGGGACCACUUAACUUAAUUACUGCUAGUUUUGAGAUGUCUAUGUGAAUAGGGUUGGCACAGAUGCAGCAACGUGGAAGACUAGGCGAUGGGGUCACACUUAUCUGUGUUCCUAUGGAAACUAUUUGAAUAUUUGUUUUAUAUGGAUUUUUAUUCACUUUUCAAACAUGCUACUAAAGCGUGCCCCUCAGCUGCUGAGCAAGCGUUUGUAGCUUGUGCAUUGGCAGAAAGGGCCAGAAGCUCAGUGCUGUGACCUGUUUGAAGUAAAGUAUAGGCACUGGGAAAUGUCUACGGCGUGUCCAUUCCAGAUGGUUCACCUUGCGUGUGGUUUACAGGUGGGAAAUUGAUGCUUCUCCCAUAGGCUGAGAAAAUUGCCCCAGAGGACUAAGGAGUUGAAAGGUUUUCAAUAUUUUGAAGAUCCACGGAAUGCCUUUUCCCUGCCUGACAUUUUUAUUUCAAGUCCACAAGUCCUGUCGGAAGUUUGCUUUGGAUUCUCAGAAUAGUGAGUGGGUCUAGCCCCAUGUGCGGUGGAAGGAAAAGGAGGGGCGAGACAGUGGGCAGUCUCUUCUGUUAACGGCUCAGUCCACCCUGGAUGCGACUGUGAGCCUGGAGUGCCCAGGGCCCCUUGUUAACUAGCCGGCCUGCGGCGAGCAGGGCCAGUGCCCAGGCCCCCUGCACCCUGCCUCCAGAGGCUAGACACAGGCCCUCCCCGUCUUGACUUCACUAGUUGCAUAGUUACAACUAGUUGGGAAUGUAGCACAGCUUUUGGUAGUUGUUACACGUGUUGUAGAGCUUUACCUUCCGACCUUGGCCUUUUAUAUUCUCUUACUCAACUUGUACCCCCAGUCCUCAGAGGAGGUUGGCAGGCUCUCAUACUAAAUUUCCAAAAUGGGAAUUGUGAAUUCCUGCUGUAGCACAGGGAGGAGGGAGGAAAGGAAGGCCACGUAAAAGCCAGGUGUCACCUUAGUAACUGCCACUGGUCUGUACCAGACACUGCAGACGGCACUGAGUGUCUCACCAGCUUCGUUAGAGGGACACAGGGAGACAGCAUGUGGUACAGAUGGGAAUGCUGCAGCUUCUUGCAUCUCAGGGACUACAUUAAGCGCUUCUGCUGAUGCUGUUGGUACCUUUACCAAGGAGUUGAGGGGAGUGACUUGCGUUUCUAAAAAGCCACCUUCCCCCGAGACCUGAGUUCCACCUGGACACAGCACAUUGCUGUGAUCGCUGACGUCACAUCUCGGCUGGUUAGCCAGACCCCUGAAUAAGACUUCUUAGGAGCCACAGAGAAAAUAGGUCUGACUGGAGUCUGGGCAGAAUAGAGGAAAGAACACAAGUGGACUGUCUGUCCAACUUCCUGUGAGCACAUCCUUUUCUGGGUCCUCAGUCUGCCCGCUGCUAAUGUUCAAAAUAAAGGAAUUGGUGUUCUGUAUGGA
Aethalodelphis obliquidens (Pacific white-sided dolphin) is the source of this 3233-nucleotide messenger RNA. It is a transcript of the gene ODC1, whose product is annotated as ornithine decarboxylase 1. The transcript is spliced from 12 exons. Gene Ontology annotation, molecular function: ornithine decarboxylase activity. Gene Ontology annotation, cellular component: cytoplasm. Bases 363 to 1748 code for a protein of 461 amino acids. Lineage: Eukaryota; Metazoa; Chordata; Mammalia; Artiodactyla; Delphinidae. The record is from RefSeq and is a predicted model, not a curated record.